Messenger RNA from Leptinotarsa decemlineata (Colorado potato beetle), 2829 nucleotides. RefSeq names its product protein bric-a-brac 1. Gene Ontology annotation, cellular component: nucleus. Lineage: Eukaryota; Metazoa; Arthropoda; Insecta; Coleoptera; Chrysomelidae. The record is from RefSeq and is a predicted model, not a curated record. Gene Ontology annotation, biological process: regulation of transcription by RNA polymerase II. Gene Ontology annotation, molecular function: DNA binding; protein binding.
UCUCUUAGCAUCCCUCCUUCAACCAUUCAGCCUCUUACCUUCCACGAUAUAUUUUUCAAACAUAUAUCACCAUCUAACAUACAAACCAUAUCCAAAUUCCUGAUUGCAUCCAAUAUAAAGCUGUAGUGAUUAAGACAGACCUAAUACUUGUGUGCAUGCAGUGCUUCGCCAAUCAUGACCUGAUCGUAGUGUCCAUACACGUAACCGUAGUGUCCAUACACGUAACCGUAGUGCUUCACCUCACAUUAGUGCUUACACUCUAAUGCAGACGGACAUUGCUUGUUAACUGACCUCAAACUACAGUCGAACUUUGUUAUAGCGCAAAACCAAGUGGGGUUUGGGUCCAACUCAGAUCCACUUUAGUGUGGACUCCACCUGUAGUAGCAACAUGCUCCUGGAACUCCUGGCUGGAUAGCCCUGGCAGCUGAAGCCAUUAAUGGAAAAAGAAGAAGAAGAAGAAAUAUUUUUUGACAAGACAAUUGACAGUUGACUUGGACAUGUCCCUUUCACAAGAUGUAUAAAAAUUUUAAAAAAUUUUAUUUUACAACAAUCUAAUGUUAUUAGUGCCAUCCACAUUUUAUUAUAAUGUUCUCAGUCUUAACCAGUUAUCCAGUAUCAUGAGUGUUCAUAAAUCAUCACAUUUUCAAAGUGUUUUAAGAAAACAAUUCUCGUGCUUGCUUCAUAUACAUAACCUCAACUUUCAAACCCAAAGCAAAGCAAGAAGUAGGUGACGAUGCAGCACACCACGGCCUCCCCGCAGCAGUUCUGCCUGCGCUGGAACAAUUACCAGUCCAACUUGACUAACGUCUUCGACCAGCUCCUGCAGAGUGAGUCCUUCGUGGACGUUACCCUCGCCUGCGACGGGCACUCCGUCAAGGCGCACAAGAUGGUGCUCUCCGCCUGCAGCCCCUACUUCCAGUCGCUGUUCUUCGAGAACCCCUGCCAGCACCCCAUCGUGAUAAUGCGCGACAUCAAGUGGCCUGAGCUGAAGGCCGUCGUGGAGUUCAUGUACAAGGGGGAGAUCAACGUCUCCCAGGAGCAGAUCGGGCCGCUACUGAAGGUGGCCGAGUCGCUCAAGAUCCGCGGCCUGGCAGACGUCCACGGAGAGCAGGACGUCGCCACCCAGGCCGGCGAACUCACCACCAGGCCAUCCUCUGUGAAACCGACACCGACGUGGGAAAACAGGCCGCCGCAGGACGUGGAGCCGGACGCCUCGAGGGCGAAGAAGAGACGCAGACCUUCCGCAGAGAGGAGCAGCCUGAGCAGCCCCGCCGAAAGUGCGAGCACCGAGAUUCCGGAGCCUCCGCCGUCGGUCGAGAUGUCUCCGGCGCCUUCCGCGACGCCGUUGCCGCCGACGCCAGCGACGGCCGAACCCCUGCAGCUGACGUUGCCGCUCGCGCCACAGGCGCAAGGGUCGCACGGCACAUCUGACGACAUGGAGAUCAAGCCUGGCAUUGCUGAGAUGAUUCGGGAGGAGGAAAGGGCCAAGUUACUGGAGUCUUCACAUGCUUGGCUUGGUGCCUCCACAUCUUCAAUAGCCGCAGACAGCUACCAAUACCAGUUGCAGUCGAUGUGGCAAAAAUGCUGGAACACAAAUCAAAGUCUGGUUCACAACUUGCGCUUCCGGGAAAGAGGUCCCCUCAAAUCGUGGAGACCGGAGACUAUGGCCGAGGCGAUAUUCUCAGUACUCAAAGAGGGGUUGUCGCUCUCUCAGGCAGCAAGAAAAUACGACAUUCCAUAUCCCACUUUCGUGUUAUACGCCAACAGAGUACACAAUAUGUUGGGACCUUCUGCAGACGGUGGAUCUGAUUUACGACCGAAAGGAAGAGGAAGACCACAAAGAAUAUUACUUGGAGUUUGGCCAGACGAACACAUUCGAGGAGUUAUCAGAGCAGUUGUCUUCAGAGAUUCACAUCAAAUCAAGGAAGAACCUCAUCUGACGACUUAUCCAAGAUUACAUGAUGGUGUAACAAUCCAAAGCUACCAAAACCAGAACUCUUGCAGCAACGGAUCGGACCCCAACAACGUCUCCCCAGGAGCUGCUGCUGCCGCAGCUGUAGCCGCGGUCGCCCAAGGCCUUAGACAGCAGAUGUGCAGCAUGGUAGCGGCAGCACACAGCCAAAGCACUGCGCACGACACCAACCCGGUGGCUAGUUUGGUAAAUUCCCUCGCACUAGCCGGACACUGCGGAAACAUGUCGAUGCCUCCCAGCAACGGGGCGCCCCCUAUGAGCAUGAGCCAUUUAGCGUCGAUGCGCAACAUGAGCAGUCCCGCUGGCAGCAUACAGGACCUCAGGAUAAGUCCUGCUGAGUCUGCUUUGGAGAGCCCCAUUUCAUCGCCCUUGGGCCUGACGGUGUCCAGUUCUAUGGAACCUUCCAUUAAUAUGAAUAUUGGAAAUACUAUGGAUGUGGGCAUAGGUGUAUCUGGCAUGACAUACAAACCCGCCAGGUCGUUUACUUCGCCCCGCCCCGAAAAUCUCUUCCAAGAAGAUAUCGACGACUUGGUGAAACCGAUGCAUUCUUCCACACCGCACCAGAAGGAGACAAUGGCGACCAUAAAGAUGGAACCCUUAGCAGAAUGUCGCGGCGAAUGAACCCAGACAAUGUUGAAAUGUAAUGUGAUAAAUUAUUAUUAGUUCUAGGGAAUUUGAAAACCCGGCAUUUUAUUUAUAUCGUUGAGAAAAUUCAAAUUUUAGUGCGUAGUAUAUUUUGGACAAUUUUUAUAUAAUUUAUCUAGAAGCCAAAGUUUCGGCCAGUUCUAUAAAAAAAGACUGUUGUGUAUAUGUAUACUAUUGUUCUAAAUUCAAAAUAGAAUAAAUUUAUUCUAGUA